AUGACACAGUCGCGGCGCUAUCACGGGACGCCCAAUGCACCGCAGUAUUCUGAGGAUCGUGUGGCCAGUUGGUGCCGCAGACUCUGGGCCCUAGCGCAGUGUGGCAGCAGCAGCAACUGCAACAGUGGCGAUGUGCAGCAGUGCGCCUCAUCCGUGUCUGGUGGUCGUAACCGCAUGCUGCUAGGCGAGGUGCAAAACCAGGCGAAGCUUGCCGAAGAGCUUAAGGCGGUGAUGAUUGGUGAGAAGGGCCGCUUGCCGGAGUCUCUCGUAGAGUCGGUGUGGCACGUGUAUGAGUCAAUCAUCCCGCCUGACGUGCUAAGCGAUAUGGGUCGCCGCGUGACUCCCGUGCAGGAGGCGGGAUUCUUCGACUUUGUGGCCUGUCUGACAGAGCUCGACAUCAAUCUUGCCGACGUGCGGGCGGCGGCAAAGAAGUUGGGGUGCUGUCUCGACGCUGUUGAGACACUCCUCGUUGAUGCGCAACGCGGAUCAGGGAAGACCACGGAGGAACGCAACCCACCCGGUGUAAGUAGCAGCACCGACGAUGCGGCGGCGCUCUCUACCAAAUUGGUUGUGGCGAAGAAUGCUCUGCUGCGGCAGUGCUUUGCUGUGCGGCAGGCGGGGUCGCCGGUGCACUAUCUCUGGUUGCGGCAGACGGCGUCGCUGGAGCGUGGGAUGCGGCGGCUAAUGGACUUGCGUCGCUGCGUCACGUACUUCAACGGCAGGUGCCGCGAGCGCAUCGCCUCACUUCAGGUGGAGCUCAAACUAGUGCAGCAGCAGCAGCAGCAGCAGAAACAACAACACAUGGACGUACAACUGCCCACAGCAGAGGAAAAGUCACGUAGACAGGAGUGCAUCGAGCUAUGGGUAACGCGACAGCGCCACGUGUCUUUGAUUGACGGCGCCCUGGAGUUUCUCUUCAGCGACUUCUUUGCGAGGGAGUGGCUCGUGAUGGAGGAGUUGACCUGGUACUCCACGCCGCCUUCGCUGCUGGAGCAGGUGAUCGCUGCAGAGCAGGUGCACCCCUUUGUUGGCGGCCUCGCUGACAUAAAGCAGCGGCUGCAGCCGACGCAGGACCGCCACCUCUUCGCCUUCUUCCAUCCCGCUGUUGUGGAGGAGCCGUUGAUUGCUGUGCAGGUCGCCCUCACGCACGGCAUCGCCGGCUCCGUCGACCACAUCCUUGGUCGGCCAUCACAUCUCCAUAAGGAACAUCAGCAGCACGAUGCGGAGCCGGUGGACACCGCCAUAUUUUACAGCAUAAACUCCGCCCAGUCUGCGCUUCGCGGUAUCAACCUUGGCAAUAUGCUCAUCAAGCGUGUGGUACGUGAGAUCGAGGCGAAGCUCAAUGCGGCACGACGUGCUGAGGGCCUCUCACCCAUUACAACCUUCUCUACCCUAUCACCCAUUCCUGGCUACAUCCCGUGGUUUGCCACAGAGGUGGCAAAGCUUCAACACCGUGUGUUAACGCAUAACAGCAGCAGCAGCAGCAGCAGCAGCCACAUGGUGACGACGCCGGCAGGCCAGAAGUUUACGGACCACCGCAUCUUUGGCAAUGCUGGCGAAGAUGAAAGGCGUUACUUUGCACAACUAGGCGCAGCAGUUGUAGCGUACUCAAAGCGUCAUGGAGAUACCCAUACUAAUCUUGCAACUCAGCUCCAUCGUUAUUUUACUGCGAUUUCUGCUAAUGUUGCCGAGAGUGCUGCAAGUGACGCGGCCAAACUGUCCAUUCUCCAGUAUCUACUGGCGCUCUUUCAGUCUCCCAAUAACGGCCAGCAAAGCCCGUGGUGGGAGGAUGGCGAGUUCACGCGUGCAAUUGAGCGGCCUCUGCUACGCUCUGUGGCGCACUACCUCUGUAGAGAGAAGCGGCGCAACCGGAUUUUGGACCCUGUUGGUAACUUUCACAUCUCCAAUGGGGCAACAAUGCUGCGACUCAACUAUUUGGCUAACUGCACCGCCACCGGCAGCCGUGAGAGCGCCACAGUGAUGGUGAACUACCUCUACGACCCUGCACAGGUGAGCGCACAGGUGAAUGCGUACGAAGUGCACCGUACUGUGCCAAUCGCUGGCGAAAUUCUUCAGCUCCUGGGGAGUGAAGGAGAAUGA
Molecule: messenger RNA, 2100 nt
Organism: Trypanosoma grayi
Lineage: Eukaryota; Euglenozoa; Kinetoplastea; Trypanosomatida; Trypanosomatidae
Product: putative malonyl-CoA decarboxylase, mitochondrial precursor
Exons: 1
Coding region: 1-2100 (699 amino acids)
Biological process (GO): fatty acid biosynthetic process; positive regulation of fatty acid oxidation; acetyl-CoA biosynthetic process
Cellular component (GO): peroxisomal matrix; mitochondrial matrix
Molecular function (GO): malonyl-CoA decarboxylase activity
Source: RefSeq, a predicted model, not a curated record